AUGUCUGGUGUCGAAGUGGUUGGUCUUAUCCUUGGAGCACUGCCUCUCGUUAUUUCGGCUGCAGAGCAUUACAAGAAGGGUUUCGAACCCUUGGUCAGAUGGAAAAGAUUUAAAUUUGUCUUCCGAGACUUCAUCACCUCGGUCGAUAUCCAGAGACAAAUGUUCCAACUUGUCCUGAAGAAGCUUUUGAUCCGAGUACAGCUCGAGCCAGAGGAGAAGCAAAUGCUCUUGACAACGCCGGAUUACGAAGGCUGGCGCCGGGCUGACAUUAUCGAAGCCUUGAAAUUGCGACUUGGAGACUCAUACGAUGCAUGUAUAGAUAUUCUGAGGGCAAUGAAUGAGGACAUGGUAGAUUUGCAAGAUAUGAUGUCUCUGAAAGAUGGCACUGUCGACUGGGCUAAUCCUGGAGAGAAACAAUGGAAAUAUCAAGCCAAGAGGAUCCAGCUUAGUUUCAGUGAGAACGGUACAAGGACUGUCCAAGCACUCGAGAAAAAAAUCCAGGACUUGAAGAACCUCUUGGAACUUUUGGAUAGCACUAACGACACAUUGGACGGCAUGAAGACUAUUUCAAAAGAUACUACCUGGGGGAAACUGUUUGAGACCAUUAGGCAACAUGCAGUUGACUUGCAUUCUGCCAUUAAAAAUAGCUGGAAAUGCAAUUGCGAAGCGACCCAUCAAUCCGGUCUCCAGCUGCAAAAACGACAGCCAAGUGAUCUCUCUCCACGAUUCACCAUGAGUUUCGCUCUUCCACCCCGAGAUUCCGCCCCACAGAGCUUGCGGAGAAAGGUGAUCAUACAUGCCAAAGAAUCAAGACACAAUUCGUCACUGGACAGACCAUCCCCCGUUCCUAUUCAAAAAACUUAUAUAACGCAACUUAGAACUAACUUUGAGACCAAGUCUUUACCUGAUGUCAACGUUAAUACGUUGCCAAUUCGAUUUGGUCCUCAGUCUUCAUCCUUUGCCUCGCCCAGCUUUAGUUUUGCAAGCAUAUUUACAAAGAGCGAGUCAAAUGUGACCACCACUUCGAGCAUAUCGAUAGCCGAUGAGACAGAGAUUUUGGUGGACAAUCACUCCAAAAAAUGGGGAGCUAUGCGAAAGUCUAAACCCAAGAAACGCCUUCGCUUUGAGUCCGACUUGCCCACCGCUUCGGGCGAUGUUGAGCGUGCGAAAGAUUUUCCAACCUUGCCUAAGGAACAAAACUUUCCAGUUCUCCCACCAUCUUUAUUUGUAGAUAACUCCGGUGUUAAUAUCAAAAUCGACGACUUGUGCUCCUCAUUGAAAGGCGCAGUUGAAAACACUGAAUGCUUGGGUUACCUCUCAGAUGACGAGCACCAGCAACAUGAGGUCCGAUGGGUCCAAGAAUCAGCACGCGAAUCUCAAGGCCGAGAGGAAAUCAGCCUCGACAAAUUACUCAGCAGUGGUGGCCACCUGAAACUGAGCAGGCAAAAACGAUACAAGAUAGCAAGUAUAAUGGCAUCAUCGCUAUUACAACUUCAGACAACCCCUUGGCUAUCCGAUAAUCUGGAAAAGAAGCAGAUCCUUUUUUAUUACCAAGGUUCUGAUGUAUUCGUUGAUGAACCAUACAUCAACCAUGACUUUGCCGCAGUAACUCAAACCCCAAGAUCAUCACCGACACCACGUAUCCUUCCUCGCAAAACCCUUAGCGGCCUCGGUAUUCUAUUGCUUGAGCUUUGUUUUGGUGAGCCGAUUGAGAACCAGACAGAGCUACGAAAAGGCCAUCUCUCAUCCGAUGGGAAAGCACUCGAGGGCACCGACUACCUUACAGCAAUAGAAUGGCUAGAUAAGGUGGCGGAAGAGGAACCAAAGAUGGCACCCGUGAUCAAAUGGUGUAUCUUCUGUCUUUUUGAGGGGAAGCCAAACUGGGCAGAUAAGACUUUUAUGCAAGCAGUUUAUGCUUCCGUCGUACAGCCGUUGGAGAUGCUUGUAGUUUCGUCUUGA
This is a messenger RNA of Lachnellula hyalina, 1959 nucleotides long. RefSeq lists its product as uncharacterized. The record is from RefSeq and is a predicted model, not a curated record. The transcript has 3 exons. NCBI's taxonomy places the organism in Eukaryota, Fungi, Ascomycota, Leotiomycetes, Helotiales, Lachnaceae. Bases 1 to 1959 code for a protein of 652 amino acids.